AUCAAACCUAGCUAGUUUUUCUUUUUCUUGGGUUGGUGCCUGCACUUCCAGGGUUCGUAAAGCCAAGGUGACGAUCAAUCCAAAAGAAAAGAAAACGUGAUGGCCAAGACAAUCAACAGAGAGGAGCUGGGCAAGGUUGAGAUUAUAUUAGACCAAGAAUUAGAGAAAGCAAAAGGUGAGAUUGGUGUUGGGGACGUUAUUUACUUGGAGGAGCUGUUAUCCGAAAUGAGGGAUAAGUGUGACCAGGGAUUGCAGAACCUCAAAACCAAACAGGGGGAGUACAAAUCAUGGGUAGACAUGUGGGAGCAGGAGUUUCAGCUGAAGUUGAAAAAGAAGAAGGAAAAGUUUGAGGAGAGGAUGAAGAGAGAGAAGGAGAAGCACAGAGAAGAGAAGGAAAAGUGGGAGGAAGAGAGAAGUUUAUUGAAGGCAAAGUAUGAAGCGAUGCGGUGGACUUAAGCUGGGUUUAUUCUGGGUUAUAUAUUUUGAUUAAAAAAGAAAAAUAGUUAGGGUUUAUUUUCUUGUUUUUCUUCAUUAUGUAUUAUUCUUUUUCCUUAUUGUUAAUCAGAGUAAUCAAUUAAGUUUUGGUCCAA
Molecule: messenger RNA, 590 nt
Organism: Prunus persica (peach)
Lineage: Eukaryota; Viridiplantae; Streptophyta; Magnoliopsida; Rosales; Rosaceae
Product: golgin subfamily A member 6-like protein 22
Exons: 1
Coding region: 100-456 (118 amino acids)
Source: RefSeq, a predicted model, not a curated record